Cornus florida is the source of this 1107-nucleotide messenger RNA. RefSeq lists its product as uncharacterized. The transcript has 5 exons. Lineage: Eukaryota; Viridiplantae; Streptophyta; Magnoliopsida; Cornales; Cornaceae. Bases 249 to 836 code for a protein of 195 amino acids. The record is from RefSeq and is a predicted model, not a curated record.
AAAUAAUACUUCCAUUUAUUUUUGAUUGUCUUGGCUGGAGGGUAUGGUUGUACACACACAAACAUAUCACCAGCACAGUGUGCAACCAAAGAUCAGAGAAGACGAUCUUCACCAACGAACGGCGAAGAAAGGGAAAACCGAACCCUAGAGUCGCAAAACGGGUGUAGCUGGGCGUAGUUUACUGUAGUACUUUCGAAGGGGACGAAGCCAUUUUGGUGACUAGGUUCUUUAGGGAGCAAAGCAGAGGGAUGAUAGGGAGAAGAAUAAUCUCCUUCCUGAAGAGCACUCCAGCAUCGGAUGUCUCAGGUUCGAUGAAGCCAAUGGAGGAGUCAAGGACCAAAUCGUGGGCUCGUAAGGUGGUAUCAGCCUCCUUGCUUUGCCUUACAGGUGGUGUUGCUUUGAGUGCCCUUGAUGACCUUGCCAUUUAUCAUGGUUGUAGCAGCAAGGCCAUGGAGAAAGCCAGUAAAAACCAGGCACUUAUUGAUGCUAUUGGGGAGCCUAUUGUGAAAGGUCCUUGGUACAAUGCAUCACUUGCUGUUGCUCUCAAGAGGCAAUCUGUAUCCUGCAAAUUCCCCAUUUCUGGACCACAAGGAACUGGAAUCUUUCAGUUGAAGGCUGUUCAUAGUGGAGAUGACACCUGGUUUACAUUUUUCCGACCACGUGACUGGGAAAUCCUUGUUAUGGAUGCUCUCGUCCAUGUUCCUGCAAAUGACGAUAAGCAGCAAACACUACGGAUCAGUCUCUCUGACUUCCCUACUCCAGCUUGCAAGCCAUGCACUGACUGCAGGUCCCAAGAAUCGGAUUCCAAAGGAGAAGUGAAAGUUCAACCUUGUUAGCAUAUAAAGAGUGUUUGAUUCAUUUAUUCUCUUUUGCCUCAAACAGUUUUUGGUCUUCCAACAUCAUAAAUUUUUUCGGAGAAGCUCCAUAUUUGAUUUAAUAUCUUAAAUAAAUUUUUUGCGAGUUUUUGUACAAUUACAGAGUAGGAAAUGGUAAGUGACAUGAUUUGUGGACAUGUAUAUUUGACAUUUGAGAUUGCUGUUAUUACUAUUAUGAUUGGAAUGACAAUAAUUUAAUUAAUAAUAGUAGUAAAGGCACAUUUUAUUGAAA